GGCAUUUGGAUGGCUUCCAAUGCAUUUGCCAAUUGCACCCUAAAAAGCCACCCAAAACUCAAAAAUGGACGCCAACAGCGAAAAUUCAAAAGACGCUGCAAAUCAGAAAAAUGAUGGCGAUUCCAAGGAAAAGAAUUUAGAUGAGAAGCAGGAAGUUGAUGGGAAAUCCGAAGCAGGAACAACGGAGGAUGAUGAACAGGAUAAUGGGGAGAAGGAGAAUUCUGCCGAUAAGAGUCCAGAGAAGAAGGAAAAUAGUGAGAAAGUGAAGGAGGAAAAACCCAAAGGGGGUGCAGCGGCAGCAAAGAAGAGCAAGCAGGAGGAGAAAGCAGAUCCGAGUGCCAUACCGCUGGGGCAAAUUGCAAAAAUUGACGCCAACAUCACAAAUACGAAAGCCGAUGGGCUACAGACUCUGCAUCAGAUCUGCUUCAAUACAGCUGGCAAAGCAACAAUGAUUAAGAAGAAUUUGCGCAAAUUUGCUGGUUUCACAUUCGACGGGGAUUCCGAUGAGUACAAGGAGAAGCUAGAAGCUGCCCAGAAGCACGAUGUGAAGCUACUGCGGAAUGUAUGCGAUGUCCUCACGCUGGACAAGAAGGGUAGUCAAAAGGAUCUCGCUGAGCGAAUUUGUGGUUUCCUUUUGGCACCAGAAGGUGAGGAUGAGCCCGAAGAUGAGCCCGAGGAGGCUGAAGAGGAAGAACCCGAAGAGGAGAGCGAAGAGGAACCCCGUCGAUCGCGGAAGGCAACAACAACAACAUCCGGACGACCGAAACGUUCCACAGCCGGACGUGGUUUCAAUCCAGACUAUUCCAGCUCCGAUGAGAGCGAUGAACGAUUCGCCAAGACUAAGAAGCGCAAGAAGGAGGAUUCAGACAGUGGAUCUGAUUACAAUCCAUCGGGUGGCGGUUCAGAUUCCGAUGCUGGGAAGAGACGGGGGCCACCACGUGGGCAGAGGGGUCGUCCGGUGCGACGUAGCAAACGCCAACGAUCUGAGAGUGAGGAGGAGAGUGUCACGUCGGAGGAGGAGAGUGACGAACCGAAGCGAGGACGUGGACGUCGUGGGCGUGCAGCAGCAGCAGCUACAACGCGACCACCGGCACGCAAGAAGAGGGCACAAAGUGACACGGAGGAGUCCGAUGUGGAGAGUGAGGAGAGUGAGAAGAAAGUCAAGAAAGGGGGGCGAGUCAACAAAAAUAACAAAACACCCGGAAAUGCAAAGUCCAAAACAACAACCCCGUCACCCGCUAAAGGAAAAGGACGUCCAAAGCGCGCUGCUGCAAAGACUACAAAGGCUACAAAGGAGCAGACCACAAGUGAAGAGGAGGAGGAGGAGGAACCAGAGUUGGAUGAUAAGGAAGAUGCCUCAGAGGAUGAACCUCUUGCUAAGAAGUCCAAGACAACCUUCCCUACGGAUGAUGAGAUCAAGGGGUACGUGAAGGAAAUACUGGAUGAUGCUAAUCUGGAGGAAAUUACAAUGAAAACUGUCUGCAAGCAAGUCUACGCAAAGUUUCCACAAUUUGAUUUAUCACACAAGAAGGAUUUCAUAAAGGCAACCGUCAAAUCUUUAAUUGCAACAUAAAAAAAGAAAAAAAAAACAUGAUGAGCACAGAUUUUUCUUCUCAAGAGAAAAAGGAAAAACAAACAAAUUAAACAAAAAAAAACGGAAAAAUUAUACUUUUAAUGGUUAAAAAAAAAAACACGGAGGAUGAUACAAAAAAGGGAGAAAGAGAGAAUUUAGUAUAAAAUGAAAGAUUAAAAAAAUGUGGAUCAAAAGAGUUAUUAAUUUCCGUUUAAAACUACAAACAAAACAAAUUGAAAUCUUACACACAAAACAAUUUAUUAAGUGUUUUUUGCGUCUGCAAAAAUUAUUUCGUGAAAUAAAUAGAAA
Messenger RNA from Lutzomyia longipalpis, 1882 nucleotides. It is a transcript of the gene Dek, whose product is annotated as protein DEK. The record is from RefSeq and is a predicted model, not a curated record. The transcript has 8 exons. The coding region runs from base 65 to 1573 and encodes 502 amino acids. Gene Ontology annotation, biological process: chromatin organization; regulation of double-strand break repair. Lineage: Eukaryota; Metazoa; Arthropoda; Insecta; Diptera; Psychodidae. Gene Ontology annotation, molecular function: DNA binding; histone binding. Gene Ontology annotation, cellular component: nucleus.